Molecule: messenger RNA, 519 nt
Organism: Rotaria sp. Silwood1
Lineage: Eukaryota; Metazoa; Rotifera; Eurotatoria; Philodinida; Philodinidae
Source: the annotation of a GenBank genome assembly
AUGGGAUUAUUUUCAUUAACCACCAACACAACAAUAACUAACAUACAAUGGCAUACAUAUCCAAUUUUUGUGUUUCUAUUAUUACUAUGUUUAUUUACUAUAGUAGGAAAUUUAUUAAUAAUAUAUCUUAUUAUUCGUGAAUUUACAUUACAUACAUCUAAAUAUUACUAUAUUGCAUCAUUGGCACUUGCUGAUCUCUUAGUUGGUUUAAUAGUGAUGCCUUUUGCAUUUAUAUUUACAUUGACAAAUGAUGAAUAUUGGUUGUUUUCAAAACAUUUGAGAUUUCUAUGUGAUUUUUGGCAUUCAAUAGAUAUAUUUGCAUCAACAGCAUCUAUAUUAGGACUGUGUACUGUUGGAUUAGAUCGAUAUGUAGCCAUUACAAAACCAAUGAAAUAUCCCAAUUCAUUUAUAUCAAAGAGAUGGUAUUAUAUGGUAUCAUUCAUAUGGAUAUGUUCAGCAGUGAUAUCAUUUCCAGCAGUAAUUCAUCUUGGAACAAAACAAGUAUCUUCUCGUACGUAA